CUCCACUUUAUACCACAUCUUUAAUCGUUCACGGAAAUACCAACUGUUGCGCUAGAAAAUUGUUCGCUAGUGAAUAAAAGGUAACAUAACAUAUCGUAGUCCAGGUUAAAACACUAAAAUAUUACGUCUUAUUGAAUGACUGUUGUUCAGGAAUUUUUCUUCUAGCAUGGAUAACUAUUUGUUUCAAAUAAACUGAAUGGAUACAGGUUGUGGAUUUUUCAAUAAAAUUAUAAGGCGCCAUUUCUUCUCAAAUUUGAAAGACUUUAAAUAUCUGCGACUCUGAAUAAUAUUAAACAUAAAGAAGAGUUAUUAGUGUUUUGCUCUUUAAACGUUACAGAGGUGAAAUAUAUUUGAAGCAGAAAAAAACGAACUAUGUAGUUUAUGUGUAUUUUUAAACAUCAUGAGUGUAGUGUAGCUUUAACCAUAUUGAAAAACAAAGUGAAAAUAUCAUCGAUUUGAAUGCAACAUCUUGAGUCGUCGUUAAUAUAACUUGUAGCAAGACGAUGGAUAAAUCGACGUAUACUUUAAGUGUGCUUUUUGCAUUGUUCAUGUUUGUAUGGAGUGAACCCCCCGCAGAGCAACGGCUUCAGCGUUAUCUUCUUCAGGAAAAUGCAUACAACAAACUAAUUCGUCCUUGGGGAAGAACAUUGAAUGGUACUGUUAACUUCAACGACAGCAAACUGACAGUAAAGUUAGGCAUGAGAUUGUCACAGAUCCUGGCAGUUUCUGAGAAAAAUCAGAUCCUGACGACAAAUCUUUGGUUGAGACAUGAAUGGGCAGAUCAAAGAUUGAGUUGGAAUCCAAAGCAAUUUGGAGAAAUUGAAAUGACGCACAUACCGUCUGACGACCUCUGGAGGCCAGAUAUAUUACUUUAUAACAAUGCUGAUGGUGAAUUUGUUGUAACCUUGUUGACUAAGGCAACAGUGUAUUAUACAGGUCUCAUUAAAUGGGACCCGCCAGCUAUUUACAAAACCUAUUGCCCAAUCAACGUUGAGUUCUUUCCUUUUGAUCAACAAGAAUGCUUUAUGAAAUUUAGCGUUUGGUCAUAUGAUGGUCAUCAGGUUGACCUUCAGCACGUAUGGGAAGAACAAGGUAUAAUGGAGGGUAACCAAAUGGUAAUACCUAAAGGCGUUGACCUCUGUGACUACUAUCAGAAUGUUGAAUGGGACAUAAUAAAUGUAACGGCUAGAAGAAAAGAGAAAUUUUACCCAUGUUGUCCUGAGCCAUAUCCAGACAUUACCUUUAAUAUUACAAUUCGUAGAAGAUCGCUGUUUUAUACAAUUAAUUUAAUCAUGCCAUGUAUUGCUAUAUCAUGCUUGACUGUUCUAGUGUUUUAUUUACCAAGUGCUUCCGGAGAGAAGAUUACUCUAUCUAUUUCAAUAUUACUGGCUUUGACUGUGUUCUUCCUGCUACUUUCUGACAUUAACCCUCCAACGUCAAUUGUUAUACCAUUAAUAGGCAAAUAUCUACUUUUUACAAUGAUUGUGGUAACAAUGUCUAUAUUCCUGACUGUUUAUACACUGAGUGUGCAUUUCCGAUCACCUGCUACUCACAAAAUGCCUAGAUGGGUAAAACGCAUAUUUACAGAGAUUUUACCAAAGUUCAUUCUGAUGAAAAGACCAAAUUUAGAAAAGAAGCCAAAGGAUGCACAAGAACAAGGCAUAGAACAUUUACAGUCUGAAAUGGGGACACUUGAUCGUGGUUUCAUGUAUAAAACGUCAGGGGAUCAUGAUUAUGAAAAUAUUAGAAAAAGGACGACUUCAGAAAAGAAAGAAGACUUAUCCAAAUAUCCAAUUGAAAUACGAGAAUCUCUGAAAGGUGUUAAAUUUAUUGCAGAGCAUCUUAAGAAGGACGACUCUCAAAAAUCUGAAGAACGAGAUUGGAACUACGUUGCUAUGGUGAUUGACAGAUUAUUUUUGUGCCUCUUCACUACAGCAUGUGUUUGUGGAACUCUAAGUAUAUUCCUUAAUAAUCCUGCUCUCUUUAAUCCUGCAGAGGCCAUGUCUAAAGACAAUUUUGUUUGUUCAACUUGACGUUCUCCCAAAAGUAACUAUAUACUUGUACAAGGCAUAUUUAUGGCAAUUUAUGUAAAAUAUUUGUGUCUGUGAAUGUCUUUUGCUCAAAUUAUAAGAAAAUCUGACACUAUAUUAUUAAAAGGUUAAAUUCUUUGCUGUUGAAGCGUCAACAACUUUCUAUUCUUUAUCAUAAUUUAUGUUCUGAAAUUCAGCAAAUUGAGAUAGCUACUUCUAACUGUUCUGUUAAAUCGUCUGAACAUUGUUACGAUUGAAAAAAAAAAUCCUACUACUUAUUACGAUGGAUUUUUAUUUUUUCAGUGUAUUAUUUUUAAUAAAAUAUGUAAAUAUCAAUUGUAUCAAGUUAAACAAUAUUUGUUACAGUUAUACGUUAAGAAUCAGGGAAAUUACACUGAAAAUAAUGCAACUAGUUCAUUUGUAUCAAUGUGUUGUUAACCCUUUUUUUUAAAGUUGUCUAGGAGUAUUUGAAUAUUGAAAGAAGUGUUAAAAUGGUAUUGCAUUUAAUGGAUUAAUUCCUGGUGAGUAUCACAAUGAGCGGAAAUAUUUGUUGUGAACAGAUUGCAUUUAGAAUAUAUGUGUGAUUUGUGUAUUUACAUGAUAUUAAAUUGUUUCUAUAUUAAAAUGUAAAACAAAAAAGUCUUGAGAUUUCUGACUAAGUAAAUGAUUUUAUGUGGAAAACAUACUAACGGACCAAGUAACAAUGGUCACAUGACAUAUACUUUAGGCAAAAGGUCUAUAAUUGGAAAGUUAAGUAUUUGUUUUAUAAAUGCAAAGAGGGAAACCUGAUUCGCCAUGUUAAUAAAAACAUUUCUCUCCGCUAGUUUAAAUUUUCGUUUUUUUUGUUUUUGUUUUUUUUUGUUAGCGGCCUUCUACCUUAAAAGUUUUGAUAUUAAAUAUGUUGGCUUAUCAUGGUUUAAGAAGUCGAUACCAUUGGUUCAAACGUUUUUAAAUCCCUAUUAAGAAACAAGUAUUUUAA
This is a messenger RNA of Ruditapes philippinarum (Manila clam), 3009 nucleotides long. Its product is annotated as acetylcholine receptor subunit alpha-like 1. The record is from RefSeq and is a predicted model, not a curated record. Bases 504 to 2033 code for a protein of 509 amino acids. NCBI's taxonomy places the organism in Eukaryota, Metazoa, Mollusca, Bivalvia, Venerida, Veneridae. Gene Ontology annotation, molecular function: transmembrane signaling receptor activity; acetylcholine-gated monoatomic cation-selective channel activity. The transcript is spliced from 7 exons. Gene Ontology annotation, biological process: signal transduction; regulation of membrane potential; nervous system process. Gene Ontology annotation, cellular component: synapse; postsynaptic membrane; neuron projection.